UCCCCAAUAUGGCGGACGGAAAAGUAUUGCUGCUCACGCCCUGGGUUUGGUUUUUGUUUGCGCAUGCCUAAUACCGUGGGUGGACCUGACACCGUUUCCUCUGUCAGGGCCGCGUUUGAGAAGACAGUGAGAGGAGGCCUUCCCUUCCCCCCCAAAUAACCGAAGCGAACCGGGGACGUAGUGCGCUGUGCCUCAUAAAUCAGUGCACCACCUAUUAACGCCAAAGAGGGCUGUCAUUGCUUCUAAUUUCUUCUAUUGAUUCCUGAUAGGGACAUCUCUCUACUUCAUAAAUCCGAGUGCCUUUACUACUAUAACUGGCUGCUCCUUCCAUUCUCAUCUCAAACAUCCACUGCUUCAGUAGCCAACGCUCUGUUUGCACCGUGUAAUUUGCAGUUGCCCUUUAUACACUCUAAUUAUCCCUCGCCCCAUUCAUAUCACAGCUGUCUUCCUUUAAAUACCUUCUGCACCUCCCCCAUUUAAGUCGGUCCCCUAACAUAGUCCUAUGUUGUAGCUUGCAUCCCACCUACCCACCCUCCCUUCUCUCUGCCUCCCCAUCUGAACCUCCUCUCCAAACCUCUGCGACUUCCCCUCUAUGGAAAGCACCGGACCUUGCCACCUCCAGUGAUGCCUACAGUGGGUUUCAGUUGUGCUUCAAACUACUGAGUCAAUAAUGUUCUGUUGAAACAGCCAGAUGAAUUGCCCUGUAUUCCUAACAAUGGCAGUUAAACAAAAAUGCCAGCACUGGUGACUUUUUCUUUUCGGAGGUGCUGUCAAGCAGGAAUCAAGUAAAAAAGACUGGGGGUCAUAGGCCUGAAGCAUGACAGAAUUGCUGGUUUGUGAGAGCAGCAGUUUUACACAUGUCCAUGCAGGCAAAAGUCACUGAACAUUCUUCAGAUUUCAAGUCUGAUGAUACUGUGUGGAUAUUUUUCUCUCUGAGACUUUACAGUAUAUAUUGCCCCAACAUGUCGGUGGUACAGGCCCCUUGGCAGGCUGGAAUUGAAUGCAUUGCUAACUAUGACUUCCAAGGAAAGGCUGAGCAGGACCUUGAUUUUAGUAAAGGUGAAGUGCUGACCAUUGUGGCUGUGACAAAGGAUCCCAAUUGGUACAAGGCAAAGAACAAAGUGGGGAGAGUGGGCUUUAUUCCUGCAAACUAUGUCCAGAAGAGAGAAGGAGUGAAAUCUGGAACCAAACUCAGCCUUAUGCCAUGGUUUCAUGGCAAGAUAACCCGAGAGCAGGCUGAACUUCUCCUAUGUCCUCCCGAGACAGGCUUGUUCCUUGUGCGGGAGAGUACAAACUAUCCUGGAGAUUAUACUCUAUGUGUGAGUUGUGAAGGGAAAGUGGAGCAUUACCGCAUUAUCUAUUCUUCUGGCAAGCUGAGCAUUGACGAAGAGGAAUACUUUGAAAAUCUCAUGCAACUGGUGGAGCACUAUACCAAUGAUGCAGAUGGUCUGUGCACAAACUUGAUAAAGCCCAAGUUGAUGGAGGGAACAGUAGCCGCUCAGGAUGAAUUCUCCCGGAGUGGCUGGGCCCUCAAGAUGAGAGAUCUUAAACUGCAGCACACCAUUGGCAAGGGAGAAUUUGGAGAUGUCAUGCUUGGAGAACAUCAAGGAGUGAAAGUAGCUGUGAAAUGUAUCAAGAACGAUGCCACAGCACAAGCAUUUAUAGCGGAAGCGAUGGUGAUGACGCAAUUGCAACAUAAAAAUCUCGUACAGUUGUUGGGAGUGAUCGUUGAAGAUAAAAGUGGGUUGUUUAUCGUCACAGAAUUCAUGGCAAAGGGAAGCCUAGUGGAUUAUUUGAGGUCUCGGGGAAGGUCCGUGCUAGGUGGCGAAUGUCUACUAAAGUUCUCACUGGAUGUAUCAGAAGGCAUGGAAUAUCUUGAAAGUAAUAACUUUGUACACAGAGAUUUAGCCGCACGCAAUGUAUUGGUAUCAGAAGAGAAUAUUGCUAAAGUCAGUGACUUUGGACUCACCAAGGAAGCAUCUGCCAUACAGGACACAAGCAAACUGCCUGUUAAGUGGACAGCACCAGAAGCAUUGCGGGAAAAGCUCUUUUCAACCAAGUCUGAUGUUUGGAGUUUUGGAAUUCUAUUAUGGGAAAUUUAUUCCUUUGGGCGAGUGCCUUAUCCUCGCAUUGCCCUCAAAGAAGUGGUACCAAAGGUGGAGAAUGGGUAUAAAAUGGAUGCACCCGAUGGUUGUCCUCCAGUUGUGUAUGAUUUGAUGAAGCAGUGUUGGCAUCUGGACCCAAAACAGCGACCCACUUUUAGGAAUCUGCGAGAACAGCUAGAGCAUAUCAAAGCCAAGGAACUGUAUCACUGAAGCAUCGGCAAGGCUAGGGGUCCUCUGUCACUACAGAGCCAUUCCUUGGCCUAAGAGACAGACUCCACAAUAUCAGGAAUAUGAGAUAUAACACCAGAAAGUAAUAAUUAUUAUUGGGCUCCUUGACCUACAUGUUUUGCACUAGUUACCAACUUAGUGCUGGUCUGUGGAAGGAUGCCGAUAUUUUCUUACAUUGAUUUUUGCCAAAUCUCAAUUUCUCCCUCUCCUGUUAUAAUUGCCUGUUUUGAGUGGGCCUGAGAGACUUCAUGAAGAUCAGCCGAGAACUGCGAAUUGAAAAAUAUUGCAUUGGCUUUGGACACAAUGUGUGGCAAACUAAACAAUCCAGUCUAGUUCCGUUUUCAGUGGAACAGAUAAGGAUACAUAUUACAGACUGGAAAAAUCACUUCUGUAUCGUGUCUGCCUUAUUUAAUACAGUUUAUUUUAACCAAUAUACAGAGCUGACUAUGAGAAGAGAUUUCGGCUGUGAAACUGGGCAUGAUGACACAGUACAUGGUGACUUCUCACGUUCUCAAUCUCACAAUUGCCUACCUUUUUACACACAUGCUGCUGACUUUAUUUCAACAGCAUGGUGUAUCCUCAAGAAUAGACAAAUGGCCUCCCAACCUGAGAAUGUAACUACUGUAUUAUAUACAGAUCCUUUUCUAUCCCAAUACCCUCUGUAGGCUCAUGUUCACCCUUGUCCAUUAAAGAAAUUCAAUUUACAGAAUGAAGAAGAAAAUGAAUGCAGACAUUUCUACUUUCUACAGCAUUUAAAUUCAAUUUUACAUUUCAAAUAAUUUCCAGUGCUAGCAGGACAAAGGGUUUGUCGCCGUUGCUUGACAGUCCUGGUAUCACUAGUAAUUGUUACCUGGUCUGCAGGUUUUGUAUGCUUUGCUUCUAAAUCAUAUUGGACAUUCCCUCAAACUACAGGUUAUUCUCUCAGCUCUCCUGGUUGAUGUGACAUUUUUGAGGUGGAUAGUGAAUUCCACAGCCUUUUUUUUUAUUGGCAGGCUCCAAUAAAUAUUGAGUGUGUUAUUUUGCAAGUGCUACAAUCUAAACAUGUGCAUUUACAAGUCAGGACACGUACAUUUGUGUAACCUCAGAGUUUGGUUCUGUUAGAUCCAAAUAACACUUCAGUUUAUUUCUUCUCAGCCCCAAUAGCUCCUGCAGCAAGAGAGUCUGAAUGGUCUCAGUGAUCCUGCCUUCAUACAUCUGAAAGUUUAUUUUUCUAACACAGUUACUAGAGGAAAAACUGUCUGAAGCUGUAUGUCUGUAUUAUCAGCAUCAUGGACCUUUACUUUGUUUUAAUACUGAGCCAACGUCCAACUCAGGCGAUAAAGUUACUACAUCUUGCAAGAGGCGACCUGGUGGCUGCCAGUAUUUCCUGUCAACUUCAUCACCCAAGCGUGGCACUAUCAUACAAACAGUGAUGUACAAUAUCAGAACUGAAAGGAAGACUGAGCUUGGUGAUCUUGGUCAGUUUCCUGAAGACCCUUCGUUCUAAAUCAUGUACAUGAAUGCUGUUUUAAGACCCAAAGGCGAACUGGAGGACGUACAUGUCAUUCCUAGAGCUGCAAUAAGUGUUUGGAAGUUACUGCACACACACAAUCUGCCCCAAGCCCAGGCCUUUCUCAGUUUCCUUUCUAGUAGAACAACUCUGUGACAACUCUGUGGGCCUUUUGCAGUUUAUCUAGGGACUUGAAUGGUGGUGAUCAUCACACAUUCAUUUCUUCCUAUUUGUUAUUUGAGUUACCACGGACAUUAAGCAUUUUAAUUUGUAGCAAUGUUUUUGAAUUUCUGGAAAAACCUCAAAUCACAUUUCACUUGCCUCAAAUGUUAAAGGGGAACUAUCGCCAAAGUCUUUUAAUAAAAUCCUUAGUUGUA
Molecule: messenger RNA, 4199 nt
Organism: Xenopus laevis (African clawed frog)
Lineage: Eukaryota; Metazoa; Chordata; Amphibia; Anura; Pipidae
Gene: csk.L
Product: C-terminal Src kinase L homeolog
Exons: 14
Coding region: 858-2315 (485 amino acids)
Biological process (GO): regulation of immune response; regulation of multicellular organismal process
Cellular component (GO): plasma membrane; cytoplasm
Molecular function (GO): kinase activity; protein tyrosine kinase activity; protein kinase activity
Source: RefSeq, a predicted model, not a curated record